UCUCUGGGAUAGUUUGUUAUUAGUUGUCCCUUUUGUGGGAUCCUGAGACAGAAACUCAACAGAUCAGCUCCUAACUAACCCGGUCUUCUCUCUGACGCAAACUGAUUUGCCUUCAGAUUCAAUUUGUGGACAACUUAGAGCUUUUAAUUUGGGGAAAGUUUCCCAGUUUCUUCAAACCUGUAAAUGUGUGGGAAAAAUGCAAAAAUGAAGUGCUGUUAGCUGCUGCUGCCCAUUGAAAAACAGAAGAGAGACGUCUGCGACAGAUUCUCCCAGAUGUUCAGGGCAUUCAUGGAUCAAACGCUGACGAUAGUUCUGACACUCUUACUCUUACGGUGCCUGGACACACAAGACACUAGAGGUCAGAUGGUCGGAGCCCAUGAUACAAACAAGCAGUCGUCACGCUCCCCUAAUGCAAAAGCAAGUCGUUGCUCCUACACCUUCAUUGUUCCACAGCAGAAACUGACUGGGGCUCUUUGUUUGAACACACACUCCUCUUCGCCAAACCGCUCUGAGGUGGCGCAGCUGCAGGCAGAGCUCAAACAGCAGCAGGAGCAGCUGAGGAAGCUCCAGCACCAACUGGAGCAGGAAGACUCUCUUGUUAUGGAGGUGAGAGCCCUGCGCAAGGAGAGCAACAGCAUGAAUACUCGCAUUGCCCAGCUCUAUGCCCAGCUGCUACAGGAAGUCAUCCACAAGAAGGACCAGGUUUUGGAGCAGCAACGGGUGGAGAACCUCCUUCUAAAUGCUACAACACAGGCAUUAGAGGUGUCCAGUAAUUACAGGGAACUGGAGAAGAAAUAUGGAGCCCUCACCUCCACGAUAAGCUCCCAGAAUCAGUUCAUCAGCCGGCUGGAGAAGCAGUGCCAGUGCAAGGAUUCCAGCAAGCCCUCUCUGGUGAUGACGGAAGCAACAGACAGCCGGUCUAAAGAGCAUCAUAAUUACAGCUCUGAAGUCAACAAAGGGCCCAACGAUGUUCAAAGGGACCAAAGUGCCACCUCACUGCAAACAAAACCAGAGGAAGCUCACCCCAGAGCUCCGACUGAAACGCCUUUUGUUAGCUUCCUUGCCACAAAAUCUCCAGGACCAUGGCGGGAUUGCCAGCAUGUUCUGGACUCAGGAGAGACUACCAGUGGGAUCUAUCUGAUCCGCCCUGCAAACACCAACCGUCUCCUGCAGGCCUGGUGUGAGCAGAGUCAUGAGCAGGGAGGGUGGACUGUCAUCCAGAGGAGACAGGAUGGAUCAGUCAACUUCUUCAGGACAUGGGAGCAGUACAAGCAAGGCUUUGGGAACCUGAAUGGGGAGUACUGGCUCGGUCUGGAACACCUCUACUGGCUCUCUAAGCAGAGCAAAUACAAGCUGCGCGUGGCCCUGGAGGACUGGCAGGGUCGACAAGUGUUUGCGGAGUAUGACAGCUUCCACCUGGAACCGGAGAGCGACUGGUACCGCCUGCGUUUGGGUCAAUACCAGGGCAACGCUGGGGACUCUUUCUCAUGGCACAACAACAAGGCCUUUACAACUCUGGAUCGAGACAAGGACAGCUACACGGGUAACUGUGCUCACUACCAGAAAGGAGGCUGGUGGUACCACAUGUGCGCCCACUCUAAUCUGAAUGGUGUGUGGUAUCGAGGCGGACACUACCGAAGCCGCUUUCAGGACGGGGUGUACUGGGCAGAGUUCCACGGAGGCUCCUACUCGCUGAAAAAAGUUUCCAUGAUGAUUAAACCCACAUAGCUACAUCACUGCAUGCAUGAAAGAAGCAUAUCAACCCAGGCAUGGACACCACAAAGGGCCAUGUGGAUCAAAAUGUUUUGUGUGUCUGCAUCAUAAAUAAAAUGUUUAAACUUGAAA
Molecule: messenger RNA, 1845 nt
Organism: Nothobranchius furzeri (turquoise killifish)
Lineage: Eukaryota; Metazoa; Chordata; Actinopteri; Cyprinodontiformes; Nothobranchiidae
Gene: angptl6
Product: angiopoietin-like 6
Source: RefSeq, a predicted model, not a curated record